Aspergillus alliaceus is the source of this 1363-nucleotide messenger RNA. Its product is annotated as putative formin binding protein. The coding region runs from base 7 to 870 and encodes 287 amino acids. Lineage: Eukaryota; Fungi; Ascomycota; Eurotiomycetes; Eurotiales; Aspergillaceae. The record is from RefSeq and is a predicted model, not a curated record. The transcript is spliced from 2 exons. Gene Ontology annotation, biological process: mRNA splicing, via spliceosome. Gene Ontology annotation, cellular component: precatalytic spliceosome. Gene Ontology annotation, molecular function: RNA binding; zinc ion binding.
CCAAAUAUGGCAGAAUACUGGAAAUCAGCCCCCAGAUAUUGGUGCAAACAAUGCAAGAUUUUCAUACGAGACACAGCAUUCGAGAAAGCCCAACACGAGGCCACAGGCAAACAUCAAGGAAACCUGAAGCGGUUCCUACGAGACAUACACCGCGACAACGAGCGCCAGCAACGUGAAACCCAGAGAGCCAAGAAUGAAGUUGAACGACUAAGACAAACCGUCGCCGGCAACGCCCCCGGGAAGAGUAGCGAUGCAGCUCCCUGGAAACGAGCACCUCCGGUUUCUGAAGUGCCCCGGCGCCCGGCUUCGCUGGAUGAGCGGAAGAAGCAGAUGGCGCAAUUGGCGGACAUGGGCGUUGCGAUUCCGGAAGAGUACCGUGGUGAUAUGGCGCUUGCUGGGGAGUGGCAGACGCUCUCCGAGAAAGUAAUUGGGGCGGAAGAGGGGGAGAAGACUGGCCCUUCGCUUGGGGUUCGCAAGCGGAAGCAUGAGGGGGAUGAGGAGGAAGAGGAGGCGAAACGGGAGGCGGAGAGGUUUGUUAGCAAGGGUUGGGGAUCGAGGACUCGGGAGUAUCCUGGUGCGCAGGAUGACGAGGACUUGGAUGCGCUGCUGGAAUCUUCGAAGGAGGUUAAGAAAGCCAGACCUUCGAGUUCUGAGGUGGCUCCGACGGAGAGUGUCAAGGAGGCUGAUGAUGUACCAGCCAAGGAUGAAGCUGAUCCCGUGGCUACAGAGUCUGACCAGGUGCCUAAAACUGAACAUGAACCGGCUGAAGCUGCUGCUGUGCCCUUAACGCCUGCAGCCAAGAGUGAGCCAGAAGAGCCGACCUCAGGCGUUGUUUUCAAAAAGCGCAAGCCGAAGGUUAUGAGGAAAUAGAUGAACACUGGGUAUGCGCUACAGGAUGUCUACGUUGCGCCACUUCAUGUAUCAAAUGGAUGUCACGCUCAUACCGAGGUGUUGAUUCACAGUCUAGUGCGUAUCCCGGCCAUACUUGACCAAGGAUAAAGUAUGCUGUUCUCUCAAUUGUUGCUUACUUUUAAAAGCUCGUUGAGAAAGGAUGAUGAAUAUACCAAUUUGACUACAUGCACUGUGAAUGGUCACCCGAUGGGAAAGAAUCCCGGGUCAACUGCCAUUCAAUCUCACCAGCAUCAUUGCCACCCAUCCAUUGAUGAAUGGAUCCUCGGUUAUGAGCUUUUAGCUUGUCCAGGGGUGUGAAAUACGCUGAAGAGUGCCAUGCUCCUUCUAGAGAUACUCAGCGGUUGAAUAAAUCAAUGCAUUGGCAUCUACGGAAAAUUCGGGAGAACUUCGAGGUCUUCUUUUUUCUUGAAGGCGACUGUAUACGAAGGAAAAUUAGAUAGCAAGAAUAGGA